This is a messenger RNA of Cooperia oncophora, 609 nucleotides long. The record is from the annotation of a GenBank genome assembly. Lineage: Eukaryota; Metazoa; Nematoda; Chromadorea; Rhabditida; Trichostrongylidae.
AUGCGACCUAUUUGGUUCGAGUUCCCUAAAGAAGAGAAACUCUUUGACGAAGAAAAGGCUUGGAUGGUCGGUCAUGCCUUGCUUGUUCGUGCUGUUGUGGAAAAGGAUACUUACAAUGUCAACGUCGAGCUACCGUCUGGCGAAGACAAGAGUACUCGCUGGUACGAUUGGGAAACGGGUACGGAGAGGCCAUCAGGCUUAUCGUACGUAGAUGCACCCAUUACUCACAUCCCUGUGUUCCAACGUGGUGGAACGAUAGUUCCUACUUGGCAAAGAAUAAGACGUGCCUCGAUUCUGAUGCUGCAAGACCCUUUAACGCUGUUCGUCGCUCUUGAUCGUGGUGGUAAUGCCAAAAGUACGACAUCGAAUGACGAAGCUGAAUUCACGGGUCAACCAGCAGCUGAUAGUGGUAAAUACGAGACUGAAACAUGGAUUGAACGUAUAGAAGUACGAGGAGUGGAGCGAACGCCUGCCAAAGUCUCGAUUAUUCGAGCCUCGGAUCCUACGGAUAAGCUAGAAUACUCAUACGAUCGCGACCGAAGGCUGUUAACGAUCCGCAAGCCGUUGGUGAGCAUCAAUCAAUCGUACAAGAUCAUCAUUUCAUUCUGA